Aaosphaeria arxii CBS 175.79 is the source of this 1365-nucleotide messenger RNA. RefSeq names its product MFS transporter. Gene Ontology annotation, molecular function: transmembrane transporter activity. The transcript is spliced from 4 exons. The record is from RefSeq and is a predicted model, not a curated record. NCBI's taxonomy places the organism in Eukaryota, Fungi, Ascomycota, Dothideomycetes, Pleosporales. The coding region runs from base 1 to 1365 and encodes 454 amino acids. Gene Ontology annotation, biological process: transmembrane transport.
AUGCAAGUAGACGAUACCAACCACCCUUUCAACUUUUCCACAACGCGAAAACGACUGAUUUUUGUGGCCGGAUUGUUAUGUGCUUUUAAUAGUACUCUGGGUUCAUCCCUUCCAUCAGGUGCCACAGUCUCUCUGUCACUCUAUUUUGGCAUCGCAAAAGAUUCCAUCUCGAUUGUGCUACUGAACUCUCUUUACAUGGUAGGCUUUGCAAUCUCACCUCUUUUCUUUGGUCCACUGAGCGAAGCAAUUGGUCGUCGCCCUGUGUUGAUUGGCAAUUACACUUUGUACACCAUCUUCACUCUUUGCUGCGCUGUUUCUUGGUCAUACAAUGCCCUCCUUGUCUUCCGCCUCCUCGCUGGCAUGAGUGCUGCCGUACCAAACGCCGUGAUUGCCGGCUUGUACGCCGAUAUUUUUGCCGGGCACAAGGAGAGGGGACGAGCAAUGGCUGCCUUCAUGGUGGUCUCGGCCCAGGGACCACUGAUAGGGCCACUUGUCUCAGGGUUUCUAUCAGUGAACCUUGGGUGGAGAUGGACAUUCUGGAUCGGCUUGAUGAUCGCCGGCGUUGGAUUACCUGUCGUAUGGUUACUCCCAGAAACAUAUGUCCCCGUUCUAGAAGAAAGAAUGAAAGAAAGGCGCAAAGGAAAUGGGCUGUUGCAUGCCAUAUCGUGCGAAGAUUUCGUACAUGUUUUUACGACCCUGAAGAGGCCCGGACUUAUGAUAGUUACAGAGCCGAUCCUUCUGCUAUCCUCGCUCUAUCUGUCACUUAUCUAUGCAAUGAUGUAUCUGUUUUUUCAGGUUUAUCCUAUCGUAUUUGGAGGUAUAUAUGGACUCUCGCAAGACAAAGUAGGUCUCGCAUACAUCCCUAUCAUGGCAGGUGUACUCAUAGCAUUUGCAGCUUUCUAUGUAUUUGGCGAAAUUUGUGUAAAAGCGGAAAGGCGCCAACGUUCCUGGACGCAAGUGCAAGAAUUCCGUCGCCUACCACUUGCAUGUUUUGGAGCCCUUUGUAUUCCAAUUGCACUUCUCUUCAUGGCAUUUACAGCCAAUAUCAACAUCCCUCCGGCGGUGCCUAUGGUGUUUUGCGGGAUCUUUUUCGGCACAGGGUAUUCCUCGAUCUUUCUUGCAAUGCUCAUCUAUCUAUCGGAUAUAUACAAGCGCUAUGCGGCGUCUGCGCAGGCCGCUGCCAGCACCACACGCUCCAUUUUUGCUGUCUGCCUGCCUUUCGCUGCGCCAGUAAUGUACCACAAUCUUGGCGUCAAAUUCGCUAGCAUCACGUUAGCUUGCAUAUCAGGAGUUAUGGCGUUUAUUCCCUUUCUCUUUCUGUUUUAUAGAGGCAAGCUUCAUGCGUCCAGUAUAUACGCCGGGUAA